Molecule: messenger RNA, 1393 nt
Organism: Fulmarus glacialis (Northern fulmar)
Lineage: Eukaryota; Metazoa; Chordata; Aves; Procellariiformes; Procellariidae
Gene: NTNG1
Product: netrin G1
Exons: 6
Molecular function (GO): cell-cell adhesion mediator activity
Source: RefSeq, a predicted model, not a curated record
AUGUAUUUGUCAAGAUUCCUGUCACUUCACGCCCUCUGGGUUACCGUAUCCUCCAUGAUGCAGCACUACCCUUCUGUGUGGGGACACUAUGACGUGUGUAAGACUCAGAUUUACACAGAAGAAGGAAAAGUAUGGGAUUACAUGGCCUGCCAGCCGGAAGCCAGAGACAUGAUCAAAUACGUAAAAGUGACUCUGGAUCCCCCAGAUAUAACGUGUGGAGAUCCUCCUGAGACUUUCUGUGCAAUGGGGAAUCCCUACAUGUGCAAUAAUGAAUGUGAUGCAAGUACCCAAGAACUGGCUCAUCCUCCAGAACUGAUGUUCGAUCUUGAAGGAAGACAUCCCUCCACAUUUUGGCAGUCCACGACUUGGAAGGAUUAUCCAAAGCCUCUUCAUGUUAAUAUUACGCUCUCCUGGAACAAAACCAUUGAGCUGACAGAUAACAUAGUUAUCACUUUUGAAUCUGGCCGUCCAGACCAAAUGAUCCUGGAGAAAUCGCUCGACUAUGGACGAACAUGGCAGCCCUACCAAUACUAUGCCUCAGACUGCUUAGAUGCUUUCCACAUGGAUCCAAAAUCAGUGAGGGAUUUAUCGCAGCACACAGUCCUAGAAAUCAUUUGCACAGAGGAAUACUCUACUGGGUACAUGACAAAUAGUAAAAUAAUCCACUUUGAAAUCAAAGAUAGAUUUGCUUUUUUUGCUGGACCUCGGCUUCAUAACAUGGCUUCUCUUUAUGGCCAGCUUGACACAACCAAGAAGUUAAGAGAUUUCUUUACCAUCACGGAUCUGAGGAUAAGACUGCUUAGGCCAGCAACUGGAGAAAUAUAUGCAGCUGAGCAACACCUGGCACGCUACUUUUAUGCAAUUUCAGACAUAAGGGUAUAUGGAAGGUGUAAGUGCAACCUUCAUGCUACUGGCUGUAAAGAAGAAAACAAAAGACUACUUUGUGAAUGUGAGCAUAACACAACUGGCCCAGACUGUGGAAAAUGCAAGAAGAAUUACCAGGGCCGACCGUGGAGCCCUGGUUCUUAUCUGCCUAUACCUAAGGGCACUGCUAAUAUCUGUAUACCCAGUAUUUCCAGUAUUGGUAACUGUGAAUGCUUCGGGCACUCCAACCGGUGCAGUUACAUCGAGCUGCUCAAUACGGUCAUUUGCGUGAGCUGUAAGCACAACACUAGAGGUCAGCACUGUGAGUUAUGCAGGCUGGGCUACUUCAGAAAUGCUUCUGCAGAGCUGGACGAUGAAAAUGUUUGCAUAGACUGUUAUUGUAACCCUUUUGGUUCAGUCCAUGAUCGCUGUAAUGACAGAGGAUUUUGUGAGUGUAAGGAGGGAACAUCAGGGCCUAAAUGUGAUAAAUGUCUGCCGGGAUAUAUCUGGCACAGCUUGGGCUGUCAAC